AUGCUGCGUGUCUUAGCCUGGCUGGCGAGGGUGCAAGGCUAUGAUUGGCAGAACUGGUUCAACGGAAGCUUUCCUACUGCGGAAGUGAGUGCUGGCAACUUCAGCCUCUACUCCCAUGGUGUGAACAACGCGGUGGCUGUGAAGUGGGCGGCCGCCUGGAGUGAUGUCUAUGGCCCUCCGGCGCUGGCCGAGGCAUCUCUGCAUGCCUGGCAGCAGCUGCAGCGGUUUCAUGGUCUGCCCAGUGGGGCCUUUGGCGCCGACGAACAUUUGGCAGGUCGAGAACUUCAUCGUGGCACCGAGCUCUGUGUGGUGGUGGAAUCCAUGCGGAGCCUCGAAGAGACCUAUGCCGCCCUGCCGGACAGGCCCGAGCUGGUCGACGCCCUGGAGGCCUUGGCCUUCAACGCGCUGCCCGCGGCCGUGAGUGGCGACCACUGGAGCCAUCAGUACUUGACCCAAAACAACGCCAUUUUUGCUGGCAUUGAAUCCGCGAGCGCCAGCGAGGGCGCUGAGGGCGAAGCGAGCCCCCUCUCAGAGGUCUUUGGCAAUGUAGGCUUAGACGCCACAAUGUACGGCAUCUCGCCGAACUUCCCCUGCUGCACGGUGAAUUUCGCCCAGGGCUGGGGCAAAUUUGUUGCCUUGGGCCUUUGGCUCUUCGAUCCCGGUACUCCACGUGAAAUGCCCUUAUUGCUCUCAGCGGCUUUGGCACCGUCCACCGUCAAGCUGCCAAUGCUGGAGGUGGAGUUGGAAACGAUCUACCCCUUCAACCCCGAGGCCUCGCUUCGCUACGUGGUCCGAAAGGCCUCCACACCGUUCCAGCUGCUGGUCCGGGUGCCGUGCUGGGCGGAGUUGUCUCGCUCCGAGGUCCGUGGCCCACAGGGCGCGUGGAAGGUCCCAACAGACGUCUCCCCACGCCCUUCAGUCUUCACCUUCUUAGUGGAGAAGCCGGACGUUUGGGAGGUCCGCUUUGCGGCUCGCUGGCAGCUGGUUCUUGAUCCGCAGGGCAGUGCCGGCCACUUCUCGCUAGGUCCUCUGAUCUUCGUGAAGCCCCUGGCGCAUCAAGCUGUUCCAGUGCCCCUGGAUGAUGGGCCAUAUGGGCCUGGUCCAAAUCCGCCUCCAGCUGUGAGGGACGAGAUGUUGCUGCCCACGGAAGAUUGGGCCUGGGUCUACUUCCUGAACGAGUCCUGGGAAGAAGGCCUCGAGUCCCAGAUGCUCGAGUCCGUGGCCCACUUCGACCGUUGCCCCAGCGCCUUUGUGCCCGGCGCUCUGUGGCGCUCCUGGGCGAAGACGCCAAGGCGACGCCACAAGCUCGGGAGUCCUGGUGUCCAAGUGCCGCCACAACCAGAGGUACCAGACUUUGGCCCCAUCACGCGGCUUCUUGGUGCGACCGACGGGACGAGGGACCUCGGCCGACCGGCCGAGGUUGGAACUGCAGCCCAUGGGAUGCACAAAGUUGCGCAUGACGCAGCUGCCCAUUCGCUGGCACCGUGGUCGUCCUUCUUCAAGCCAUAUCAGUCAGCUUCUCAACGCAAUAUCAAUCAGACAUGGACUUGGUCAGCUGACCUGUCGAUGAUGCCAGCACCCUCCAUAGGCAGCCCAGCCCCAGUCGACAGAGCGGUAGCGCCAGGCUUUUCGCCCUAUGCCGCGCCCCCUUCGAUGUGGCUUCAACCACCGCAGGGCCUUCCCAUGCCCGCGCCCAUUGUCAUGCCUUCGUUGGAUGCUUUGGAGCCAGCGAGUUGGGAGCAGCAGGCCGACCUGGCGAACAAAGCGCGGCAGAUGGAGGCUUUGCAAAACCACUUGGCCUCUCUGCAGCGGGCGGUGGUGAAUGAACGCGAGCGCGCGGCUCGCUCUGAGGGAUUACUUCGGUUGAAGGAGGAGGCCCGAAAGCUCUCGCCAAGCCUUUCAGCUUUGACGGAGCACUUGAAGGACUCUGAGGACCAUGCUUUGGUCAUCAACCAGUGGUUUGCUUCGGAAGGCCCCAAAAUCAAAGGCUGGAAGGAGUCGACUGAUCCAAGCCUUCUGCUGUUGAAGGACCUUCGAGACCUCCGACACCAGGUGAGUCUCUUAGGUGCUCGGUGGCAGCAGUUGGAGGCCUUGCUCUCCAAAGCUCCAGACCAGGCGCCUCCUGCAUCACCGGCAAGCUCUUUGGCGUUUCCGACCUCACCGUUGGUGGAGACCCGGCCCAUGCAGGUUGAGGGGCCUUCUGCGGCUUCACAGGCCAUGCCUGUGCCACCUUCUUCGCCGCCCCGGAAGUCGUGUCCGGCUGGACAUCCAGUGCAGUCUGUGACCACGGGCACUGAUGGCAUCACCUGCCAGGUUUGCAGCAUUCUUCAUGCCAGAGGUAGCAUGAUGAUGAGAUGUGAGCUGUGCAACUUCGAUGCCUGUAACCGCUGCGUGGCGUCCCAGGCUGGCCUUUCUCCACUCCCGCCUGAACGUGUGCAUCAGGCCCCUACAGGCGUGGAAGGCGCCCCGUUCAGCGCAAUGGCGCCGAUCCCUGAGGACGGGGCGGCCUCCUCACCUGCUUCCUCGCCCGGCUCCGCGGACGCCCGUCCCGCCCGGGACUCGCCUGCCUCGGGCGACUCCCCGGUGGGGGAGCGGAGAGCGCAGGCUCAGUUCACCAGCUUCCACAUCAAAGAGGGCUGAGGCGGCUGAGGAAAGUGAGGGACGCAAGAGGGACCGGCCAUGCGUGCAGCAAGAAAAGGCAUGGUUACCCACCACGGGCA
Molecule: messenger RNA, 2720 nt
Organism: Durusdinium trenchii
Lineage: Eukaryota; Dinophyceae; Suessiales; Symbiodiniaceae
Source: the annotation of a GenBank genome assembly